Molecule: messenger RNA, 345 nt
Organism: Saprolegnia diclina VS20
Lineage: Eukaryota; Oomycota; Saprolegniomycetes; Saprolegniales; Saprolegniaceae
Exons: 2
Coding region: 1-345 (114 amino acids)
Source: RefSeq, a predicted model, not a curated record
AUGUCCAUCAAGCCCCUCCCGCUCUCCAACGAUGGCAUGACCAGUGCAACGAACAAUCCGAUCGCGAUCGCCAUGGAGCGCCACCGCGUUCAGCUCGCGAACGAUCUCAAGAAGCGCGAAAUGAUGAAGAAGGUGCUCUCGGUCCGUAAGGGCCUAGUCCACGUCCAGGACUGCACCUCGUCCGACUGCGACAAGGCGCUCUGCAAGUCCACGAAGCGCCUUAUUGCGCAGUACCGCAGCCACGGCUGCAUCAACCACGUUAGCGAUAGACCCGGGAAGGCCAAGUGCCAGGUCUGCUCGCUGUGGGCCCUCGUUGCGGGCUCCACGGCGUUGGCCGCCCAUUAA